Messenger RNA from Helobdella robusta, 1920 nucleotides. RefSeq lists its product as hypothetical. The transcript has 5 exons. The coding region runs from base 1 to 1920 and encodes 639 amino acids. Gene Ontology annotation, molecular function: protein binding. Lineage: Eukaryota; Metazoa; Annelida; Clitellata; Rhynchobdellida; Glossiphoniidae. The record is from RefSeq and is a predicted model, not a curated record. Gene Ontology annotation, biological process: regulation of DNA double-strand break processing. Gene Ontology annotation, cellular component: site of double-strand break; nucleus.
AUGGAGGAUAUUAAAAAAAAUUCCCAAAAAAAAGCUCGUAAUUUUGAUUUCUUGGAAAUGUUUGACAAAGCUCGGAUAACUGCUAUGGAGAUGGGUUCUGAGAACAUCGCGAAAAUGAAAAAGGUUGAAGAGGAAAUGGAGAAAAGCGAUGAUUGUUUGGUAAAGGAAUUUGACUGCUCUGACAACAGAACAAAUGUUUCAACGUAUCCAAGGGAUGAAAACAAAUUCGAAACUAAAACUGAUAAGGACUCUAAAAUUGGGAGAGAAGAUGAUGUUGGUGAUAAGAAUGAAGAUGAGGAAGGCAUCAUUGGACCACCAUUGCCUGCCAGUCUCUCCAGUAAAUUUACAACUUCAGAUAAGUCCUGUGUUAAUGAUGAAGAUGAUGAAGAUGAUGAUGAUGAAGAAGAAAAGGAAGAUCGUUUACCAUUAGAUAACAAAUUGGUAUUAAAUCAUGGCAAGAAGCCUAUAUCAUCAUUACAUGUGGAUGCGUCUGGUGCAAGGUUGGUUGUUGGAAGUUAUGAUUACUCCAUCAAAUUUUGGGAUUUUGCUGGCAUGGAUUCAUCACUGAGACCUUUUAGAACCAUAAAUCCAUGCGAAGGUCAUAUAAUCAGAGAUCUCAAGUUCAGUAGCAAUGGCGAUAUGGUGCUUGUGAUAUCAGGAAGUGCUCAAGCUAAAGUUUUAGAUCGAGAUGGUCACGAGAUUAUGGAAUGCAUUAAGGGAGAUCAGUACAUAAUUGAUCAGAGUAACACCAAAGGACAUACAGCUAUGCUUAAUGCAGGCAGUUGGAAUCCAAGAAUGAAAGAAGAGUUUAUGACCUGUUCCGACGAUGGAACGCUGCGUUUGUGGGAUGUGAGCUACUUGAAAAAACAGAAAACCGUCAUCAAACCUAAAUCUUUACAAGGCAAAAAAGUUGUCACCACUACUUGUUCAUACAGCAGAGAUGGCAAGUUGGUUGCAGCCGCUUGUCAAGAUGGCUCCAUUCAAAUGUGGGAACAUGGAAAGCUAUACGUUAAUGUCAUUUUAAAAAACAUGACGGCGCAUGGCAGUGGCAAUGACAUAUCCUCUAUUUCUUUUAGCUAUGACAAUAAUUUUUUGGCAUCAAGAAGUACAGAUGAUACUUUGAAACUUUGGGAUUUAAGACAUUUCAAAAAAGCUGUGUUCGAAGUAACAUCCCUUUAUAAUUUAUUCCCAAUGACCGAUUGUUGUUUUAGUCCUAACGACAACUUGAUUGCAACAGGAGUGUCUGCUGAAAAGGGAGGUUCUGCUGUUAAUGGUACUGGAGGAAAGUUGGUGUUUUACGACAAAAAUACCUGUCAGAAAUUCAACGAAUUUUCAGUGUCUGAUUCUAGCGUUAUCAGAUGCUUGUGGCAUCCUCGUCUUAAUCAAAUAAUCUGCUCCACUGCUAGUGGUGACGUUAACGUAUUUUAUGGCGACAAAAGCCAUCGUGGAGCCAAACUGAGUUUAGAAAAAAAAUCCAAAACAUACAAAUCAGAUGAAGCUGUCGGUCUUGACCCAUACAUUAUUACUCCUUAUUCAUUGCCUUUGUUCAAGACACCACGACCAACAACAUCUAAAAAAGCGGCCGAAAAAGACAGAAAAGACCCAGUGAAAUCUAGAAGACCUGAUCUACCUGUUAAUGGACCAGGUGAAGGUGGAAGAGUUGGAGCUCACGGGGCCACUUUGUCACAAUAUAUCAUUAAGAACUUAGUACUCCGAAAACCAGAUGAAAGAGAUAAAGAUCCAAGAUCUGCCAUUUUAAGGCAUGCUAAAGAGGCAGCCGAACAUCCUUUCUGGAUUACUCCAGCUUAUCAAAAAACGCAACCUAAACCAGUUUUUCAAAAAUUCACUACCGAAGAAGAUAAUGAUUCCAGCGACGAACUUGCGCCAGUGUAUAAAAAACUAAAAACGAAAGAAAAGUAA